This is a messenger RNA of Ruditapes philippinarum (Manila clam), 1611 nucleotides long. RefSeq lists its product as uncharacterized. The record is from RefSeq and is a predicted model, not a curated record. Gene Ontology annotation, molecular function: nucleic acid binding. NCBI's taxonomy places the organism in Eukaryota, Metazoa, Mollusca, Bivalvia, Venerida, Veneridae. The coding region runs from base 83 to 1153 and encodes 356 amino acids. The transcript is spliced from 2 exons.
AGGGACAGAUUGUAACUUUGAUUGGUGCUGGAAGUGCAGCUGGACAAGCUAUCCCCCUUAUCUUGUUUUUCCAGGACAGCGCAUGAGGUCUGAGCUUAUGAUUGGAGCAUCGCCAGGUGCUGAUGGAACAGUUAGUGAAACCGGCUGGUCUAAUGGCAGCAUUUUUAGAUAUUAUUUAGAACAUCACUUUCUUAAAUUUGUUCCUGGACGCAAUGAUAAGAAAAUCCUUGUGAUCUUAGAUGGGCAUAAGUCUCAUGUGUCUGUAGGUCUCUCUGAAUGGGCACAUAAAUUAGGAAUUGUAAUUUUCAUAUUGCCACCCCAUUGUAGCCAUAUUCUUCAGCCCAUGGAUGUAGGAUGUUUUGGCCCCUUUCAGAAAAUAUAUGAUAUAAAAUGUCACAAGCUCAUUAGGGAAGUUUCAUCAGUAAUUACUAGAUACAAUAUUUGCCAAGUAUCUUGUUCAUCCUAUCUAGCUGCCCUUACCCCAAAUAAUGUCCAGGCUGCAUUCCGCCGUGCAGGCAUUUACCCGUUUGAUCCCUUGGCCAUUGCACAGGAGAAACUUCUACCUGCAGAGGUGUUCAGAUCAUGUUCUUCUGACACUGAUGUCAGUGAUGAUAGCCAGGCAACAGUGAUAGGUGGGGUCCAGUCAGAAUUAAAUGAAAUGUCUCGGGACAUUGUAAAUUUCUUGCACCAGAAAGAGGCUAGUCUUAAAAGGGUAAAAAAUGAAAACAAAACAAAACCAAGAAAUACCAUGAGUAAAAUUGUUGCAGGUAAGGAAAUCAAUGAGUCUGUACUAAAACAAAUGACUGAGCAUGUUCAAAAACAAGGAAAAUCUAACCUGUCAAAAUCUAAGGUUAAGCCAAGUAAACAGCAAAAGAAGACCCCACCAUCACCACAACCUGGGCCAUCAUGUAUAAAUCUUGUUGAAAAUGUGUCAGAUACUGACAGUGAAAUUGAAAUUGAUGAGUCUGACCUUUGUUGUAAAUGCAAAAAAUUUACCCCAGUUGAACUGUUGAACUGCAAUUUUGUAAAGUUUACAACAUGGGGGCAGUGUGAUUCUUGUGGCCACUGGGUGCAUUUGAUUUAUUGUACUUCUGAAAGAGUCUUAAGGCGUGGAGAUCACUUUGUUUGCCCAUGUUGCAAGGAGGAAGAGUGAAUUUGCAUCCUUGCAUAUUUGUGACUUGAUAACAAGAUGUAAAUAAACUUAAUUGAAAAUAUACUUCAUUGAGAAUAUGUGCAAUGAUAACUGAUUAAAAUUGUGAAAAAUUUAUGUUUUGAAUAAGAAUUACUAUGUAUAAAACAUAUGUACCUGUAGAACCCAAUAUAAAAAUGUAAGUGGUCUAAUUGUUGUUUUAUUCGAAGUUACCCCCCUUGAUUAGCAUGUGUAUGACGUCACCGGAAUCAGGGCACCCUCUUUUUACAGAAGAAUUUUUUGGAGGUGGUUAAACUUUUGAAAAAAAAUCAUGAACUACUUAUGCUAUUUUAAUAAAAACAAAGGCAUUUUGAAGGUAAGUUAUUUGUUUUUAUUUGGCAAAUGUUACAACUGUUUUUUUCAUUCUUAAAGUUGGUUUUAUUCUCAAUCCUGUUCUUAUAUCACCGGAACAUGGGCACUCG